Molecule: messenger RNA, 1902 nt
Organism: Vicugna pacos (alpaca)
Lineage: Eukaryota; Metazoa; Chordata; Mammalia; Artiodactyla; Camelidae
Source: RefSeq, a predicted model, not a curated record
UUUAUUAAUCUGCUUUCUUUUCAGGUGUCUUAGGGAAUGAGUUUAGUAUAUUGAGAUCACCAGGGUCUGUUGUUUUCCGGGAUGGAAAUUGGCCUAUACCAGGAGACCGAAUCCCAGACGUGGCUGCACUGUCCAUGGGCUUCUCUGUGAAAGAAGACCUUUCUUGGCCGGGACUUGCAGUGGGUAACCUAUUCCACCGCCCUCGGGCUACUGUUAUGGUGAUGGUGAAGGGAGUGGACAAACUUGCUCUACCUCCUGGCAGUGUCAUUUCGUACCCUUUGGAGAAUGCAGUUCCUUUUAGUCUCGACAGCGUUGCAAAUUCCAUUCACUCCUUAUUUUCUGAAGAAACUCCUGUAGUUUUGCAGUUGGCUCCCAGUGAGGAAAGAGUGUACAUGGUGGGAAAGGCGAACUCAGUUUUCGAAGAUCUCUCAGUAACGCUAAGACAGCUCCGCAGUCGACUGUUUCAAGAAAACUCUGUUCUGAAUUCACUUCCCCUCAGUUCUCUGAGUAGGAACAAUGAAGUGGAUCUCCUUUUCUUGUCUGAACUGCAAGUGCUGCAUGAUAUUUCAAGCUUGUUGUCUCGACAUAAGCACCUAGCCAAGGAUCACUCUCCUGAUUUAUAUUCACUGGAGCUGGCGGGCUUGGAUGAAAUUGGGAAACGUUAUGGGGAAGACUCUGAACAAUUCAGAGAUGCCUCUAAGAUCCUUGUUGAUGCUCUGCAAAAGUUUGCAGAUGACAUGUACAGCCUUUAUGGUGGGAAUGCAGUGGUAGAGUUAGUGACUGUCAGAUCCUUUGACACCUCCCUUGUGAGGAAGACGAGGACGAUCCUUGAAGCAAAACAAGUGAAGGACUCAUCAACUCCCUAUAACCUUGCAUAUAAGUAUAAUUUUGAAUAUCCAGUGGUUUUCAACAUGGUACUUUGGAUAAUGAUCACCUUGGCCUUGGCUGUGAUUAUCAUCUCUUACAAUAUUUGGAACAUGGAUCCGGGAUAUGAUAGCAUCAUUUAUAGGAUGACAAACCAGAAGAUUCGAAUGGAUUGAACUUUCCUUAUGCCAAACUUAGAAAAAGGAUUUGGAAAUUAGCUGUUUUGUUAAAAUAAAUCUUUUUAGUGUAGUUUAAAGUAGAUAGUAUACCUUAAAUUUAUAAAAAAGCAAAUUUUGUUCUCUAUCUUGUGUGCCUGUGAUAUUCUUUUAGAGUAAAUUAUAGUAUUGAUGUGAGCUGAUUUGUGUGAUAUAGAUUCCAUAAUAUUCUCAAAUACUAUGAUAUAAGCAUUUAAUAUAAUUUCAUUCCAUUUAAUAUUUGGAAAUAUGCACUGAAAUAAAUGUAAAACAUUUAGAAUAGUUUGUGUUAUUUAUGUUUGGAAAAAUGCACUGAAUUUGAAAUGUUUGACUUCCUUAACACAAGACAGGUGAAAGUGGUAUUUGGGCUGUUAGAUAGUAUGAAACAUUUGUAAAUGUCUUAAUGCAAUGUAAGUAUCUCUGAAACAAGAGGCAAAACGUUUUUAAUUUCAAGCAGCUGGAAAUUAUGAAUGUGCUUAUACAGUCAGAUUUGGGAACCACAUCUGAUUGACAGGUAGCUGUUUUUUAAUGUUCUAAAAGUUUGGUGAUCUGAAUGGUCAGGUGUGGAUAUUCAAGAUACUACACUGAUCUUAGGAGGAGAAACUAGCUUUGUGGAGUUAUAGAUGCUUGUAAUUAUGUGCACAGAAACAAAUUUGGGGGACAUCUUGGGGCAUGAAUAUAAAUUCUUUUUAUUUCAGUAAUUUUCUCCCCCUAUGUAAGUUACUAUGGUUUGUGGUACAACAUCUUUCUAUAGAAUGUUAAGUGGAAGUAGGUGCGCCCUACUUUUCAUGUGGAAGUGGACCAAUGUCUAUGAAGAGUGACAAAUAAAGUUAAUAAUUCCAAA